UUUUCUUUUUUUUUGAGAUGAAGUUUCGCUCUUGUUGCCCAGGGGUUUGAGACCAUGCUGAGCAACAUGGAAAAACCUUAUCUCUAUCAAAAAAUCAAAACAAUUAGCUGAGUGUGGUGGUGCACACCUGUAGUCCCAGCUACUCUGGCCGGGGAGGGACUGAGGCAGAAGGAUUGCUUGAUCCCUAAAGAUGGAGGCUACAGUGAGCCUGGGCAACAAAGCAAGACACCCUAAAAAAAACAAACAAGCAUCUGUCUGCAAGCUUAGUCUCCCACGGGAGACAUAAACAGGCUAAACAGUGCAGUCUGGUCAGUGCUAUUUAUAAUCUAGGAACCUUACAUAUUAUAUCCCCACUCUAACCUUGUCUCUGUUAAUGUUCUGUAGACUCCCCGUCCCCAGGAUGUCAACCUCAGCCCCUCAAGGCCAUACCUGGACCCAACGGGUGAAGAAGGAGGAUGAGGAGGAGGACCCACUGGACCAGCUGAUCUCCCGCUCUGGCUGUGCUGCCUCCCACUUUGCAGUGCAGGAGUGCAUGGCCCAGCACCAGGACUGGCGGCAAUGCCAGCCACAGGUGCAGGCGUUCAAGGAUUGCAUGAGUGAACAGCAGUCGAGGCGGCGAGAGGAGCUGCAGAGGAGGAAAGAACAAGCCAGUGCCCACCACUGAGACCUCAAACCACCUAUCACCAGUAGAUGGCCCUGCCAAGAUCAGCACCCAGCAAGAUUAUAGAGGAAGAAAUCCUAAAUGCUGGGUGUGGGAGGUAUAAAACCUGGGGAUAGUUUUUGGAUCUGGAGUUAAGAGCCACGGGCUUGGACGUGACUGGCACAAACAGCUGUCAUAUGUUCAUGGUCAGAUCUCACACAUCCUCAGCUGUCUUGUUCCACCAGUAUUUGACAGGAAAACAAAGAAUGUGGUAAGGGAUGCUCCCCGACCCCACAUCUUGGGUCAGUGUGCCAAGUACUGAGAUGAUUUUAGGGACAUUUUAUUUUAAAUUAAAUUCACAAUCUAAUGGUAAAUUGGUUACCUGAUUAGUGCCUUUCUCUUUCAUCACUUGUUCUGGAUGUUUCAAUCAGUUUAGUGGAAGGAAGAAAGCAAAUGGGGAAACUUUUUAUUCAAA
This is a messenger RNA of Piliocolobus tephrosceles (Ugandan red Colobus), 1115 nucleotides long. RefSeq names its product cytochrome c oxidase assembly factor 4 homolog (gene COA4). The record is from RefSeq and is a predicted model, not a curated record. The transcript has 3 exons. Gene Ontology annotation, cellular component: mitochondrial intermembrane space. Gene Ontology annotation, biological process: mitochondrial respiratory chain complex IV assembly. Bases 374 to 664 code for a protein of 96 amino acids. Lineage: Eukaryota; Metazoa; Chordata; Mammalia; Primates; Cercopithecidae.